CCGUGAAAACCCCUGCCACUUCUCGAAACACACGCACACCGCCCACCCGCGUACAAAGCCCUGCCACGUCGCAAAACACACGCACGCGCUGUCUUUUAAUGCAGCUCCUUACCUCUGAAGUCGACUGAAAUAUUUAAACAGGCAAUGAAGGGUAAAGUUUACACAACCGACACAGGAGCUCCACUCCCGAAUUCAAAAAAAAAAAAAAAAAAAAAGUCGUCAGCGGUUGUCUGCUCGCGGCCUGCUCCUUCGUACGGCGACCUGACCCCGUGUGACAGCCACCCCGCCCGCACGCAACUACCUCCUCCUCCACCCCACCCCAGUCCAGCCCCCAUCAAGCUUUCGGCUACGCUCCAGCAGCUCCCUGGCCCCUACACAGCGACGGACUCAGUGCAGGGCGAGUGGCGGGUGUGAGUAGACAGGUGCUCGCAGUCUGGGAGCGGAAGUGUCGUGUGGAGAUAGUUCUCGCGCUCUGGCCAUCCACACUUUCAAUGGUGCUCGUCGCAAAGGGGGCACUACUAGGUGCACACCGGCUUGAAUGGGCGCGAUGACGUGCGGGCGCUCGAUGACGUCAUGCAUUAAAGUGACGCUGUGCUUGCUGAACAUCUGGGUGCUGUGUGUCGUCCUUGUCGUGGCUCUGGGUCACUGGCGGAUUUUUGACACUGAUCUGUCGUUCACCCGAUCUUUCGAUGACGCCCACCUUGUCGUGAUGAGAGAACUGAAGGAAGAAGGAUCCCCAAAACAAGCAGGUCCUGUGUCGACCCCUAACAAAACGGUCGUGACGACGGCGACUAAAUCUAAGUCUGUGGUGGCGGCUGCUGCUGUACCUGCGUCACCCAAGCAGUCGCCCACCCAGAAGGAGAUCGCGGACCGGGUGGACACGAUGCGGCAGUGGUGUCGACGCUUGAGGCCCCACUACGUGGACCCCUCCGUCAUGCCGGCCGAGCGGCUGUCCAUGAUCAUGGUGGACCGCAAACAUCGCCUGGCUUUCUGUCAGAUCCCGGGCGUGGCGCAGAAUGACUGGCGGCGAAUCUUCAUCUUCCUGACCGGCAAGGUCAACGCCAGCAACCACCUGCAAAUCUCCGCCUACGACGCCCACAGCAAGUACGGACACUUGAUCCAGCGUCUGAGCGACUUCCCGCCGGCCGAGCGCAAGAAGAUUUUGCAUGAGUCCACCAAACUGGUCUUCGUCCGCGACCCCUUCGAGCGCCUGCUUUUCACGUACCAGAACAAGUUUCUGGCCAAGUACAGUAAGUAUUUCCACGAGACCUUCGGCCGCCGCAUCAUACAGCGGUACCGGAAGAACGCCACCGCGCAGGCGCUGAAGAGCGGUAGUGACGUGACGUUCAACGAGUUUGUGCGUUUCGUGGUUGACAACGAGCGGGAGGCCACAGGACUGCUGAACGAGCACUGGGAGCGGUACUACAAGCUGUGUCAGCCCUGCGCCAUUCAGUACGAUGUGGUGGGCAAGUUCGAAUCCCUGGUGGCGGACACCACGGAGGUCCUGUCGCGGGCCGGCGCCCUCAAGGUGCUCAAGCCGCCGUACAUGGCCGAUACCCUCGUUAACUCUGAGAAGGUCAUGAACAGCUUCUACCAGACGGUGAACCCAACUGACCUGAAACGACUUUGGAAAAUUUAUUACCCGGAUUACAAUCUGUUUAGUUACCCGUACCCUAACGUGCUGAAAACGGUCUUGCGGGCAGCCACUAACGACUAUUGACAAGCACAGAAAGAAAACAAAAAUAAUAAAAAAGAAGAACCAAAAAAACAAAACCCAAACGGGUGUCGGGCCUGCUUGCAUUAUGGGUAGCGAUGAACGUUUUGUUGAAAUGUUCAUACCAAAGGAAACAGAAUGUGGGAGAUCCGGAAAGUCAUUGAAACCGAUGAACGUGUUUUGUGAUCUUCAUGACAGUCGUUAUAGGGUGUGGCCCAGCUCUCCUCCACACCAUUGACAAUACUGAACAUUUUUGUUGUGAUGUAACAGGACGUUCGUCAAUGGUACCAGUGAACGUUUUGCUGUGAUUUUCAUGACGUUCGUAACAGGGUCCUGGGCAACGUUUGUGUGUGUGUGUGUGCGUGCGCGUGUUUUCUCAGAAAGAGCAGUACGGGGAGAGAGAGAGAGCGCUUCGUCAUUGUGUCUCUGUGUUAGGUAUUUACUGAACUGUGGACAUAUUAUUUCUCCAAAACAAGAGGACCAUACACAUAUAUGUGUGUGUGUGUUGAGAUGGGGAAAGACUGUGUUGACGCUUGCUUGUGUGUCAUGGGCAAACGUUUAUGAACUAGUGAAAGAGAGUGAGAGAGCGAGUGAAUUAGAGAGAAAUAUACAGAGAGUAGAUAUAUAUAUAUAACCCAAACACUGAACAAAAGAAAGAGAGAUAGAGAAAGACAACCAUUCUUUUCUUUUAGCUCAGAACGCAUUCUUUUUUUCCAUUAAACAACAGUGUAACGGUGUCAAUAUGUUUACCCACACAGCAAGGUGAAAGUCCCAGUAAACAAUAUAAUCAUUUACGAGGUCAGUCUAAGGGUCAGUUCUCCCCUUGCUUGCUUUCCCUUCACCACUAAGGCUUGAGUCUCUAGUUUCACAAAAGGUCUGUCAUCUUAACAUCCGUUGUGCAAUAGAUUCUGCCAUGACGCCUCUAUCUUUAAUAGAUAAAUUGUAUUAAUUAGUAAAUUGUCUUUCUCUCACACACGGAUAUUUCUCUCUCUCUCUUUUUAACCUAAAAUGUUUCAGAGUUGUAAAUAUUUGCCUUUGUCAAACCUGAUGCCAAAGUUCGCGAAAAGUUUCUCGGUCUGCAGCUUGCCUUUGACGCAACUGCUUUCGGAAAUCCUAACAUUUUAUUUUGCUUUUCUUCAUGUGCACUACACCCUGUCACCCCGCCCUACCCCCGACUCUCAUAUUUUUGUUUUAAAUACGCCAUACUCCGGUAGUUUUACCUGUCUUAGUUACCUGUACACAAAAACCUGCGGUGUCUGUACUUAAUAUUUUAUUGUUUAAAAAAAAAAAAAGCGGUCAGUUUGAAAUCGCACAUCUAGACUAUAGUUAUCCUGCACAUUUUCAGCAUAUACAUUGGUAUACUUUAUCUCAUUUAAUUUGAUUUAUUUUCAUUUCAUUUCAUUUUUUUUCCCAUUCUCACAAGAAGAUGACUUUAUGUCCCUUUUCAGACAUCUAUACUCUCUACACCCGCCAUUUUUUUCUUUUUUUUCGAUUUACCUUACCUUAUUUCCCUCCAAUCUUCGUUACAGUUGAUGACGGGUGACACACAAAGUAUCCCUUUCCAUUAUCAGCAUCUUUUCUGUGAGAAGAAAUUUUGUAAUAAGAUAGUUUGUUUAAUGAAAGAUGUGUCUGAAUUCAUAUGGAUCUCUUUUUAUUUGCUCAUCCUAAGGUAAAGAAACUUAUUUUUGCAUUAUGUAUCUGUCUCACAGUAUUCUUGUCUUAAUGACGGUGAAAAUGCAAAGAAAAUAAUAAAGAAACACAACAAACGUAA
Molecule: messenger RNA, 3485 nt
Organism: Pomacea canaliculata
Lineage: Eukaryota; Metazoa; Mollusca; Gastropoda; Architaenioglossa; Ampullariidae
Product: carbohydrate sulfotransferase 11-like
Exons: 5
Coding region: 539-1720 (393 amino acids)
Biological process (GO): carbohydrate biosynthetic process
Cellular component (GO): membrane
Molecular function (GO): sulfotransferase activity
Source: RefSeq, a predicted model, not a curated record